AAGAAAGAAAGAGCGCGCGUGUGAUGUGUUUGUGUAUCCUCAGUGUUUUUCUCUCUUGCGUGUUUCAUUGAGUGUAAACAGAGUCUUGUCUCUGUGUAUUUAAGUGUUGAGACGAUGCAGGACACUACAGUGUGUGACAGUAAACAGAGCUUACAGGAGGAUCAAACCUCCACAGAGUCUCUGGAUUCUGUCUGUAACGCUGGAGAACAGCAGCAGAUCCUGCAGACCAAACUGAAGAUGUGUUCAGUUAAACUCAUCGACUGCACGAACCUCAUGAUGAAGAUUAAAACUGAACCCACAGAAAUCAAAACUGAACCGACAGAAAUAAAAACUGAACCCAUAGAAAUAAAAACUGAACCCACAGAAAUCAAAACUGAACCCACAGAAGAGGAAGAUUGCACUGAUGAAGAUGAUGAUUUUAUUCCAUCAGAUGUGAAGAGUGAUUCAUGUUUGGAUAUAGAAAUAACGUCCUCACAAUCAAAAGAGCGACUGACAGCACAAACUCUUUCCUGCAUCACCUGUGAAAAGACAUUCAGCUCACAGAGACAUUUAGAGAGACAUGAGAGAAAACACACAGAACAGAAACUUUUCACCAGAUCUGAGAUCAGCUUUACUACCUUACAAGAGAAGAAACUUUAUUCAGAAGACCACAGAGAGAAGAAGAAGUUUCACUGUGAGCAGUGUGGGAGGAUUUGUGCCUCUUCCUCUAAACUAAAUGUUCACAUGAGGACACACAGUGAUGAAAAGCCUUUCAACUGCACUGAAUGUGGAAAAUACUUCAAAACCAAACCAAAUCUUAAAGUUCAUCAGAGACUUCAUACAGGAGAAAAACCUUACGAGUGUCUUCACUGUGAGAAAAGAUUUAGCCGUGAACGUGUUCUGAAGACACAUGUGCUUUCACACACCAAUGAGAAACCGUAUCAGUGCAAUGAAUGUGGAAAAACCUUUAGGGAUUCAGGUUUGUUAAAAAAACACCAGGAUAUUCACUUUAAAGAGAAACUCUAUCGGUGUUCACACUGUGAUAAAGGCUUCUGUUAUAAAUAUCAGCUGAUAAUCCAUCAGAGAAUUCACACUGGAGAGAAACCUUACGUCUGCGCUCAUUGUGGAAAGAGCUUCAUUAAUUCAUCUCAAUUAGGAGUUCAUCAGAGAGUUCAUACUGGAGAGAAACCUCAUCACUGUAGUGUCUGUGGGAAGAGUUUUAGUCUAAAGCAGAACUUACUAAAGCACAAGAGAAUUCAUACAGGUGAAAAACCUUUCAAAUGCUCUCAGUGUGACAAGACGUUUACUUGUUUAAGUACCUUAAAAGUCCAUCAAAGAGUUCAUACUGGAGAGAAACCUUAUCACUGUAGUGUCUGUGGGAAGAGUUUUAGUCAACAGUCACACUUACAAACUCACAAGAGACUUCAUACAGGUGAAAAACCUUACAAAUGCUCUCAGUGUGACGAGACGUUUGCUCAGUCAGUUUCCUUAAGAUGUCACCAGAAAGUUCACACUGGAGAGAAACCUCAUCAUUGCAAUGUUUUUGGGAAGAGUUAAUCAAAAGUCAAACUUUGUAAAGCAUCAGUGACCUUAAUAAAGUUAUGACAUCAAAAA
Molecule: messenger RNA, 1593 nt
Organism: Misgurnus anguillicaudatus (oriental weatherfish)
Lineage: Eukaryota; Metazoa; Chordata; Actinopteri; Cypriniformes; Cobitidae
Biological process (GO): regulation of transcription by RNA polymerase II
Cellular component (GO): nucleus
Molecular function (GO): DNA-binding transcription activator activity, RNA polymerase II-specific; RNA polymerase II cis-regulatory region sequence-specific DNA binding
Source: RefSeq, a predicted model, not a curated record